Messenger RNA from Rotaria sp. Silwood2, 480 nucleotides. The record is from the annotation of a GenBank genome assembly. Lineage: Eukaryota; Metazoa; Rotifera; Eurotatoria; Philodinida; Philodinidae.
AUGUCAUAUAAGUUUCGAGAUUAUGGUAUCAAUUAUGGUGAUCCCAAACUACUGGAAUAUCCAAACAUUCCUAAAUCACAAAUAGAGACUGCACUCAUUGUUUAUGUACGUAAAUUGAAAAAAUUUCAUGUCUCGUUGCCUAUGAAAUUUAGUUAUCAUGUGAUAACCUACAUUUUCUUUCUUUUACUUUUCUCGUAUUUUCUUUUGUUCGAUUUCUCGCCACCAAAAGCUCAACGUCCAUCAAUACAUUGGACUGAAAUAUUAACAAUUAUUCUUGUUUCAUGUAUGUUAAUAGAAGAAAUUCAUUAUUUUUUCACUCAAGACAGUAUAACCGUUCCUGGGAAAUUAAAAAGUUAUUUUCGUGAUUUUUUUAAACCAAUGACAGUGCUUGCACUUAUUCUUUUCUACAUUGGAUUAAUUCUACGAUUUGCGAAUGCAAGUUCUGAAGAAAAAUUUAUUGCAGCUAGGUUUGUUGGUUGA